AUGGCACCAACUCCCGAAUCCGCCGCGUUCCUAGCAAAGAAGCCCACCGUUCCCCCGACCUUUGAUGGUGUUGACUACGAUGAUACGCCACGGUUGAAGCAAGCACAGGAUGCUAUUAUCAGGGAACAAUGGGUCAGGAGUAUGAUGGCGAGAUUGGUCAGAGAGGAGAUGGGAAAGUGCUAUUACAGGGAGGGAGUCAAUCAUUUGGAAAAGUGUGGUGCAUUGAGAGAACGAUACCUUGAGCUGUUGAAGGAAUCGAAGAUCAAGGGUUACCUAUUCCAACAACAAAACUACAUCCCAAAGAGCGAAUAA
Molecule: messenger RNA, 312 nt
Organism: Cadophora gregata
Lineage: Eukaryota; Fungi; Ascomycota; Leotiomycetes; Helotiales; Ploettnerulaceae
Exons: 2
Coding region: 1-312 (103 amino acids)
Source: RefSeq, a predicted model, not a curated record